UGAGGGCCGCAGCGCCCUGCGCCCCUGCUGGUCUUGUAUCAUUUCAGUGAACGUCGCUCCAGUCUUUGAUGGGGCCACAAUCGGGAUGUAAAUUUAGGAUCCUCACUGAAGGGGCGGGACCCUGAGAGGCUUUUUCCUGGCCCCUUAGUUGUGAGUUUUCCUGCAGGCGGCGGAGCCAGUUUCCGUCAGAACCGCCCAGAGGCAGGCGCUGCCUUCCUGGGGUGGCGGAGCAGCUGGAAGCGUUUUCGGAUCCUGGAAUCCGUGGGUGACGCGUGGGAGGGGCUGAGGCGCAUUUCCCUACUCACCCGGAUCCGAAUCCACCGCGGUGCUGUUUCAGGCGAGUCAGAUUCCACAUCGCGCUCCACCCCGGACUCGGAAUUCCUGCCCCACAGGUCUGCAUUUUCACAGCGGCAGCUGUGAGUGCCCCGCGGCUGGAGACCAGAAGCCUGAAGGCAACUCCGCCCUCCCCAGCCCACAGCGCCGUUAUUCCGUUUCUAUAUCAGCAAACACUUGUAGACCAGGGCGGGGUGACGGGUGAUCUCAGUCCUCGCAGUGAACUCCGGGCCGCAGGCUCGAAAACGCGCGCGGGCGCCCAGCCCAACCCCGCCCUGGGUUCUGUAAGCGACCGCACUGGGUCCUUUCUCUUUCUUUUCCGGACCCAGCAGUGGCGCCUAAAGUCUGCCAGGAGGAAGUCGCCCCUUUGCCCCGGAGUUCAGAGGUCUAAGGCGAGUGCUGAGGAAGAAAACGUAGUUGAUGGGGCAGAGCAGAAGAGGCUGGAGGUGGGGUGGAGGAAGAGGGCAUUGGACAGAAGGCCUGGGAGACUUGGUGGGGGAUGGGCAGCCAGGCCUGGACCCUGGGGAGUGCCUCACCCGGAGCGGAAGACCAUCUGGGCUUCCCCUAGCCCAGAAAGGGUGGAUUGGCUUCACCUCUGCUGGCCAUCACCUCUACAUGCCUUGGAACUAACCUUGUAUAUUAUUAUUAUUGUCGUUAUUUAAGUAUUGAAAGUAUUUUUGGGGGUGAGCUGAAUGAGACCCUUUGCUAGAGCUGGCACAGGGAGGAAGGUCGUCCUGGAGGGAGGGUAGACACUGUGGAGGGAAGGGAGACCUGUGUCAGGAGAGCUGAGACCACCUCUCUGCCCCUCACUACUCUUGUAAUCUUUAGGAGUGUAAAUAAUCCCCCUAAGGUGGGGACAGGACCUCAGUCCCUGCUGUGCUCAAUAGAUUAUGAUGAUCAAAAUAAAUAAUCAGUGAAUGUGGAUGGGAAAUCUAAGUAAUUGUUAAGACCCUGUGAUGCUUAAAUUUUCACUCACAGAAAUGUGUAGACUAGGAGUUUUAAGAGGAAUGGUUAGUAAUUAUAGGUAUAGUUCAGUUUUAAAAAAUGUUUGUAAGGGUGACAAAGAUAGAAUUAACACAGUUCCAGAUCAUGGACUGUUCAUCGUGUAGUGGGGGAUGGUACAAGAUGGUAGAUGACAGCUGGGCAUGGUGGCACUCACCUACAGUCCCAGGUACUCAGGAGGCUGAAGUGGCUGGAUUAUUUGGGCCCAGGCAUCUGAAGCUGCAGUGAGCUGUGAUCACACUGAUGCCCUCCAACUGGCGGCAGAGUGAGAUCUCCCCCUCUUAAAAAUAAAUAAAUAAAUAAAUAAAUAAAUAAAUAGUAGAUGGAGUUCAAGAAUGCAGGCAAAGUUGGUACCCAUCAGGGAGGUUCAAACCAUGGGCUAGAACAGUGGUUCUAAAACUUGCCUACACAUUGGAACCACGUAGGGAGCUUUAAAAGAUAUUGAAGCUUAGGUCCAACCUAGCCUUACUGAUUCAAUUGGUUUUGGCUGUGACCUGGGACCGUGGAUAUUAAAAACUCUCCAGGUGGUUCUGUGAAGUGGCUAGGUUUGAGGACCACUGGCUAGAUGUUCCAAAGAGUAAGAGACGUGUGUGUUGGGGACGAGAUGAUUCUUUCAGUAGAAAGAGGCUUUUGCAUGGUGUUUUUAUUAUCGAGAUAUAAUUUAUGUGCCACGUAAUUUACCAUUUAAAAAUGUACAGUCCAGGGCCCACUCAGAACCAUCCCAGCAACCUGACCACAGCUGGUCUUUGCUGGACACCAUGAACCACACUGCCCAAACCUUCUUCAUUCCUGCCAACAGCGGCUGCCCUCCCCCGCCCCCCAACCGCAGCUAUGAGAUGCUCAAGGAGGAGCAUGAGGUGGCUGUGCUGGGGGCACCCCACAACCCUGCUCCGCCGAUGUCCACCAUGAUCCAUAUCUGCAGCGAGACCUCCGUGUCUGACUAUGUUGUCUGGUCCCUGUCCAACAUCCUCUUCAUGAACCCCCACUGCCUGGGAUUCAUAGCAUUCACCUACUCCCUGAAGUCUAGGGACAGGAAGAUGGUUGGAGACCUGACUGGGGCCCAGGCCUAUGCCUCCACUGCCAAGUACCUGAACAUCUGAGCCCUGAUUGUGUGCAUCAUCAUGACCAUUCUGCUCACCAUCAUCAUCCUAGUGUUGAUCUUCCAAGUCUGUCGAUAGAUCAGGAGGCAUCAUCCAGGCCAGGAGCUCUGCCCAUGACCUGUAUUCCACAUACUCCAACUUCCAUUCCUCGUCCUGGCCCCAGAGCUGAGUUCUGUAUCAUCCCUUUAUCCUCACACACUUUUCUACAAUGGCAUUCAAUAAAGUGCAUGUGUUCCUGGUUAAAAAAAAAA
Pan troglodytes (chimpanzee) is the source of this 2686-nucleotide messenger RNA. Its product is annotated as interferon-induced transmembrane protein 3-like. The record is from RefSeq and is a predicted model, not a curated record. Gene Ontology annotation, cellular component: plasma membrane. Lineage: Eukaryota; Metazoa; Chordata; Mammalia; Primates; Hominidae. The transcript has a single exon. The coding region runs from base 2094 to 2435 and encodes 113 amino acids. Gene Ontology annotation, biological process: host-mediated suppression of symbiont invasion; response to type II interferon; negative regulation of viral genome replication.